Messenger RNA from Schistocerca nitens (vagrant locust), 4033 nucleotides. RefSeq names its product zinc finger protein 492-like. The coding region runs from base 83 to 1939 and encodes 618 amino acids. The record is from RefSeq and is a predicted model, not a curated record. Gene Ontology annotation, biological process: regulation of transcription by RNA polymerase II. Gene Ontology annotation, molecular function: RNA polymerase II cis-regulatory region sequence-specific DNA binding; DNA-binding transcription activator activity, RNA polymerase II-specific. NCBI's taxonomy places the organism in Eukaryota, Metazoa, Arthropoda, Insecta, Orthoptera, Acrididae. The transcript has 6 exons. Gene Ontology annotation, cellular component: nucleus.
CAUACAUAAGUGCAUAUUACGUACCUAUUCUGCCCGUCAGUUACGAGAAAUACCACAUCGAUGUUGGCUUACGAGGGCAAUCAUGGACUGCAAGGGAUCUAAUUGGCUGAAAAAAGAGAAGAAUGAAGUAUAUGCUGAAUCAGGCUCCUUGUUUCUUGAAGAUCCACUAAAGAUGCCUAGUCUUCAUAUAAAGCAUGACCCAGAACUGAAACAGGAUUUGGAUUGCACUGAACAUUAUUUUCUUGAAGAUGACUUGGGAAUCUCUCGGUCAAAUGAUUUUAUCAAGAAGGAUCCUGAACUAAAUUUGAAGGUGGAUGAAAUUGAGAAUACUGUGGCAGCCUCAAUAAGAACCGCAUCUGAUAGUACAAGUUUCAUUCGAAGUGCUGGUGAGAACUGUGACACUUCGUUUCAAGAAACAUUACACCAAGGAGUAGUCAACGACAAGCUGGAGAUAGAUUCAGAGAAGUCAACAGGUUUCACUGUGUGCGGUAGCUAUACCAAAAUACCGAUUUCACAAGAAGAUAGCUUAUUCAGCAUGAGAUGCAGUCGUAGCAUUAGGGAAAAGGAUUUUCACAAGUUUAACUGUAAUUUCUGCCUAAAGAGCUUCCCUUCCAAAUACACACUCAUAAUGCAUGUCUUCAACCACAUUGAUGGUGUGCAGGCACCUGCAUGUGUGUGUAAGUCAUGUGGUGAGGUAUUGCCCACUGAUGACCGCUUGAAAAAACAUUUGAGAAUGAGUGAGGGUGACCAAGCAUUAUCUGCUGCCAACAGUGGGAUAUAUGACUGCAGUGAUGGCCAUGAAAACAAUAUCUCCUUGGAGAGUGUACAAGAAGGAAGCAUGGAACAGACCGUGAAGCAGUCUUCAUCCAAGGAAAGUAGGAAAACUUCCAAGAAAUCCUUUAAUGAUAUACGUAAUACACAUACUCUGACACAAGCUGCCGAGAAACCCGAAAGAUGUAAUGAUGGAAAUUUAUCUACAAGUGAUAAUGUCAAUGUCCACAGCGUGCUAAGUGCAAAGAGGUGUCACAGAUGUGAUGUUUGUGCUAAAUUGUUUACUUUGUUAAGUGCUCUUAGGAGACAUCAAUUGAUACACACUGGUAAGCGACCCCACAAUUGCGACGUUUGUGGCAUAUCUUUUACACGCUCGAAUUAUCGUAUGAGGCAUGAGUUAAUACACACUGGAAAGAGACCCUAUAAAUGUAGUGUUUGUGAAAAAUCGUUUACUGAAUCGGGCAAUCUGAAGAAACAUGAAUUAAUACACACUGGAAAGAAACCAUAUAAAUGUAAUGUUUGUGAAAAAUCGUUUAAUCAAUUGAGCAAUCUGAAGACACAUGAAUUAAUACACACUGGAGAGAGACCAUAUAAAUGUAGUGUUUGUGAAAAAUCGUUUACUAAAUUGGGCAAACUGAAGAGACACAAUUUAAUACACACUGGAAAGAAACCCUAUAAAUGUAGUGUUUGUGAAAAAUCGUUUACUGAAUUGGGCAAACUGAAGAGACACGAAUUAAUACACACUGGAGAGAGACCAUAUAAAUGUAGUGUUUGUGAAAAAUCUUUUACUCAAUUGGGCAAUCUGAAGAGACACGAAUUAAUACACACAGGAAAUGGACCCCAUAAAUGUAAUACUUGCGGUAAAUCCUUUAGUGUAGUGUACAAUCUCACGACCCACAUCUUCAUACACAGUGGAGAGAGACCAUACAAAUGUAGUGUAUGUGGAAAAUCGUUUAAACAGUUGGGCAAUCUGAAGACACAUGUAACCAUACACACAGGAAAGAGACCCUACAAAUGUGAUACUUGUGGCAAGUCUUUUAAUGCGAAGUCUAAUCUCAGGUCCCAUGUAUUGAUCCACACUGGAGAGAGACCCUACAAAUGUAGUGUUUGUGGAAAAUCGUUUACUCAACCAAGCCAUCUGAAGGGACAUCAAUUAGUACACAUUUAACAGAGAAUACACAAAUGCAAUGUGUGCGAUAAAUCUUUUUCACAACUGGGUCAUCUAGAGACACAAAGAUUAAUACACGCAGGGAAGAGUUACGUGGGUAAUCUCAAGAAACCCACAAUAGUACAUACUGGCGAACGACCGUAUAAAUGCAGUACUUGUGGAAAAUAGUUUAACCAAUCGAGUAAUUUCUAGACACAAGAAUUACUUCACAAUAAAAUAGGUUACACAGAUAUAUUUGUGGGAAAUCUUAUACUUAGGUUGAUCGUCUUGAGAAGCAUGCUAUAAUACACACUUAGUAGAGGCUAUUCAAAGCAUUGUCGAGGUUUAUAGCGUUACACGUGUGUUACGAAAAUUGUUUGCAUCUGCUAGAGAGAGGUCAUAGAAAUUGGCGAAUCUGCUGCUUGAUGUUUCAAGAAGAUGCAUACUAAAUACUACAUAUGAAUCACAUGGUUGCGAUUUUUUUGUGAUAAAUGCUCCAUGCCUUAAUGAACUGGCUACCAGAAAUUUGUGCAUUGAGAAUACCUUUUACUCGUUUGGGUAGGAGUUGCAAGUGGUAAUAAGAACCCCAUCUUCACCAUGUGAAUGGAACAGUAUGUUGCCAAUAUUUUGAAAGAUACUGUGAAUUCAAGAUUCAUGAAGCUGUAUGCACUUGCCAGGUGACAGCGAAAUGUUCUUAUUAUACAUUCUUCACUCAGACUAUUUAUCUGAACAAUGGAGAAAGAUACAAAAAUCUCCUGAUUAUGCACACAUUUUACUGAGGUAUGCUUCCUUAAUAGUUGCUAUUUGUGUAGUUAAUAAUGUGCACACAUGCGACUCCUCCAUUAGGAAAUAACUGAUGGUGGCGAGUAUGCAGUGAUAAUCCAAAAAUUUCAAUCGUUUGCCUACUAGCCUUUUGAUUCACCUUCAGAAAGCAAUACAAAAGCUCUUCUGCAUGUAGUGCAUUGGUCUACAUGUCUACACAUAGCUCACACAGUAGCCAUAAAUUGUAGGCUGUUGAUCUGUUGCUGUGUAGACAGUGUGCAAUAGCAUCCCAUAUUCAUUCCAUCAUGAUCUAAUGGGUUGAACAAGGUGGGCAAGACAAGUGUGAGAUAUCAUGCUGCUCAAACCAUUGUAGUGUGAUUAUGGCCCUGUGACUUGGACAGUUAUCCUGCUGCAAGAUGAUGCCACUGUCAGGGAAGUGAUAAAGAGGUUGCAAUAAUGUUUGUAUUGUCCACAGCUUUCAUGAUGCUUUGUCUUGUAUCUCAUAUGAAUAUACCCCACAGCAUGACAUUGCUUUCAUCUUCCUGCCUCUGUUGUGUGGUACAUGUUUUGAAUAACCAUUCAUCUGGAUAAUGGCAUAUCUGGGCACUACAAUUGACCUGGUCGAACAAGAAAUGUCACUUAUCCCCACAUGUGACACAUCUUUAUAGGUAUGCAGUCCAAUCUCAAUUAUCGCAUUUCCACUGCUGCCGUAACUGACAAUGUUGUUAGAUCAACAUGGGAAUACAGAGGGGUUAUGUAACUUGGGGCCUCAUGCUCAACAAUGUCUGCAGAAUUGCUUGAGUCUUGAGCAUGCUCAAGCAUUAUCUCCUUUCUUCAGACUGUCAUCGACACCACUUUCCAGAGCAGCUAGGCUCUGAUCUCCCAUUCUCUAGGUAAAUCACAAGGAUCCUACACCUUUUUGUCAACUUGUGGUUUCACCAUCUUUCAACGAUGUUCCAUAGAGGCUAACAAUUGGAGCACAUGAGCAGCCAACCAGAUUCGCUGUUAGUGAGAUUCAAUUACCCAGGCACCAGGCAAAACCAUCUGCUCUUUGGCAAAGUUAUUUGUCUGUGGUUUGUCACAUACUUUCACUAGAAUGAUUACCCAUUCGCAUCAGCUUAUACAGUUUCAUUACUGUGUAAUGAAUGCCACUGGGCAGCAUACAGCUGUCUUAUGGAAGUUGAUAUAAUGAUUUGGAUCAACAGUGUAUAUUCACGCAAAAGGGUCAUUUGGUAAAUUGUGUAGUCAUUCAAAUUUUCAUGCUUUGUUAAAUUUUAUAUCAAUACACUACUGGCAGUUUGAGCUGUAUUUCUUGUGAAAUAUUUUUGUGUAGUACAAAGCACUGUACAUAAA